AUGCCUGACGACGUCCUCGACACAUCUUUAGACUCUGGAUCACUCGCCGUGAUGGGUUCCGCUUCAUCUUGCAAUGUCAACAAAGAUUAUCCGGGCCCCGCCACCGAGGAUCCCAACUACAUAGCACCAACCCCGAAGCCUUCAUCUCUUCCCCCUGAUGCGCAGGACGUCGAGUACUCCUCCGUCGACGACCACACAGUGAAGGAGCACCAUGACGUAAACACCGCCGCCAGUGCCAACGAUAUCAUCAGUGAACACCCUGCACACCACUCUAGCAGGCCUCCAAAUAUCGCGCGGCUCAUAUCCUCAUGCGACUCUCUAGAAUGUUCCCCUUUACGCCUGGAGUGUAUAUAUCGCGGACCGGGACCCUUCCAAUGUCUCCUCCCAGGGAAUGCAGGAGCUGAAGAAUACGCGGAUGCGUCCUACGCCACGCUGGACGCAAUCCUUCGGCAGUACAAAGGUCAGAUUACCUCCAUGGUCUUCGACGCAUCAUCUCUACCAAACCCCAAUGAUCCCGCGGAAAAGACGUAUCCCAUCCACCUUCCCCUCACCCGUUCCGCAGUGACGCAUGGUGAACACGCAGAUGACCAUCCCGGUCCCGCGUUUGUCAUGCCUGAACUGCUCAGCCUCAAGAUCCACACCAGUCGCCGGAUUUCUCUCAGAUCGCUGUUUCAAUUCCUGCAAUGCACCCCCGUGCUCCAAACGCUCUCUAUCCACGCCGCCACCCUCCAUUGCCCACCCAUAUAUGCCGAGACAUGCGAAGACCUGCCGAAGGUCAGCCUGCCAUACAUGCAGCAAGUGGACCUCCAAGGCUUUUUCGCCGACACGGCCGACCAGCUGCUCUCUAAGCUCGUCAUGAACGCCGGCACGCAUGCCAACAUCCACCUCAACCCGGGUUUCCCUUCCCAGCACAUCUCCGGACUGCGCCCCAUGCUGUCCCGCGUGCGCUACGCAUGCCUCUCCUACACCGCGCUGGAACGCGGCCGCGACGCAGGGAGCCGCGAUCGCUAUGUAUUCUCCUUCUCCGACGUCGACGCGCGCGUCGCGGUGCACUGGGACUGGGACAUGGCCGCGGGCGACCCCGCGAGCCUCUUCCUCGUCACGCUCGACCCUGGGGGCGCUGCGCUCGCGCGCGUACACACGCUCACCGUCGCCGUCCGCGGCGUCGCCCUCCCGAGCUUCUCCGACUGGUACACCGUCCUCAGGCCGUUCCCCUCGCUGCGGCACCUGGACCUACAUGUCACGCCGCGGCCAGGACAGGGACCCGACGCAGCGGACCCGCUCGCCUGCGACGUGCGCACAGCCACGUUUCGCCUCCGGGGCGCCGCGCUGCUGGGGCGAGUCGCGAAUGUGCCGCUGGUGUUCGCGCUCGGGCUCGCCGAAUACUGUCAUCCGGAGGGGGCGUUUCCUGGGGGUGUUCCGGUGAUCUUUGGGCCCUUCAAGUGGCUCUACUCGUUUACUUGGAGGUGUAUGGUGCGCCAAUUGGCCGAGUGA
This is a messenger RNA of Trametes versicolor FP-101664 SS1, 1494 nucleotides long. RefSeq lists its product as uncharacterized. The record is from RefSeq and is a predicted model, not a curated record. Lineage: Eukaryota; Fungi; Basidiomycota; Agaricomycetes; Polyporales; Polyporaceae. The transcript has a single exon. Bases 1 to 1494 code for a protein of 497 amino acids.